This is a messenger RNA of Nilaparvata lugens (brown planthopper), 7027 nucleotides long. RefSeq names its product dachshund homolog 1-like. NCBI's taxonomy places the organism in Eukaryota, Metazoa, Arthropoda, Insecta, Hemiptera, Delphacidae. The record is from RefSeq and is a predicted model, not a curated record.
AUUAGGAGCACGCUAUGUCACCGCGUGAUAAAUCGUCGUCGUCGUGAGAGGAGGUGGAGGAGGAGAAGAAGGCGCGCGAGGAGAAAUGUCCUUUAAUGAUAAUUCGAGUGAGAAGGCGGUUCUGUGAGUGCGGGGCGGCCAAUGGCAGGGCAGAGCGUGCGCGGCCUCGGCCAAUGGGAAGCGAGUGUUGAGUUGGCGGUGGGGCGCAUUCGGCCGGUUUUUAUUUAUUAUUCGGGUGCGAGCGCAAACGGAACGGAGGUGUGUUUCGGUACGGAUGUCAUUCGCGGACGAGAUGCGCACAGCUCAAUGAAUGGCAACAGCGUGAUACGAUUGUUGUUCAGGCCGGCUCAGGUGUAGGCGGCGUAUUAUUGUUGUUGUUGUUGUAAGUGAAGUAAAGUUAGUUGUUUGGUGUUAUGGAUUCGGGCAGCGAUCGCAGCAGCCACUCGGGCGGAUCUCCCGGCCAGGACACGAUGAAAGCAUCUCCGUCAAGCAGUCCGGUGUCGCUGACACGACCGCCUUCCAGUCCGCCGGCGCCGCCCGCGGUCAGCACGCCACAGGGCAUGGCCCCUCGCUGCCUGCCACUGCCGCCCCCGGGCCUCGGCCUACUCAACACCCUGGGCGGCAUGGUGCACCACUCUCCACUCGACCUGAUGGCAGUCGCCCACCACCACGCGCCUCCGCGCUCCUACAGCAGUCCGCCUCCCAUCUCAACGUCCGACCCGACCGCCAACGAGUGCAAGCUGGUCGACUACCGCGGUCAGAAGGUGGCUGCCUUCAUCAUCGCCGGCGACACGAUGCUCUGCUUGCCGCAGGCGUUCGAGCUCUUCCUGAAGCACCUGGUCGGUGGGCUGCACACUGUCUACACCAAGCUCAAACGCCUCGACAUCGUGCCUCUCGUCUGCAACGUGGAGCAGGUUCGCAUCCUGCGUGGCCUCGGAGCCAUCCAGCCCGGCGUCAACCGCUGCAAGCUGCUCUCCUGCAAGGACUUCGAUGUCCUCUAUCGUGACUGCACCACUGCCAGGUGUCUCAUGACCCACAAAUCUUCUACUGACAGGUACGUGUGUCAAACAUCGACAGGGUCUUUAUAUUAUACCAAUUCAGGCUCAAUCGAGCACAGAAGCUCCAGACCCGGGCGGCCCCCGAAGAGAGCCCCCUCCGUCGGCCUCUCACUCGCCGCCAGCCACCUCAGCCACCAGCUCAAGAAGCACCGCCUCGAGAACGGCGACUACCCCUACCCCGAGAACGGACAUCUUAACGAGCCUCCCCGGCUGGAGAAGUCGCCACUGCUAGCGAAUGGGUACAACCACCCUCCCCACCUCAACCACAUGCAGUUCCUGCAUCACCCCGGGUCGGCGCACACCGCCAUCCAACCUGGCCUGCCACCCCAUCACGGCAUCCCCCGGCCCGACGGCUCUAUCAUCAAGGGACAGACCAUGCCUGGCAUCGAUGCUUUAGCUAGAUCUGGAGUUUGGGAAAACUGCCGUGCUGCCUACGAAGAUAUCGUGAAACACCUUGAAAGGCUACGGGAAGAGAGGGGAGAGGCCGAGCGAGCACUUGCGCUGGACCACAAAGUUCGAGAUCUCAGUUCACACAACGGUUCAUCGAACGGUCAGAGUCCAGUGCUGAACCUGAGCAAAAGCGGUGGUGGAGGCGGGGGAGGCGGUGACCAAGAUGGCGUCCACUCGGGCAGUGAGGCGGGCGAAGCGGCCACUCACGACGAUGAUGACGACGAUGAAGACAACCUUAGUGACGUCGAUGAUGACGAUGACAAGGACCAAGGUGACCUAAGCGACGUGGGAGAGACGGGAGGGGGAGGAGGCAGUGCCGGUGGCAGUGUUUCCCCUCACGCCCUCAACUACUCCACACUGGGCGCACCUCCCGACGCACAAGGCAUCUCCUCAACAGAAACCCUCCUCAGGAAUAUCCAAGGCCUCCUCAAGGUGGCAGCCGACAAUGCACGCCAGCAGGAGAGGCAGAUCAACUACGAAAAAGCUGAGUUGAAAAUGGACGUGUUGAGGGAGCGAGAAGUCAAAGACAGUCUCGAGAGGCAACUGUUGGACGAACAGAAGAUCAGAGUUCUAUACCAGAAAAGGCUAAAGAAAGAGAGAAAAGCAAGAAGACGACUCCAGGAUCAACUGGAGCUCGAAAUGAAGCGCAGAGCACAACUGGAAGAAGCGCUAAAAGCUUCUGGAGCUCCUCCUGAAGCUCUCAGGAUCCUUUCAGAUUUCCUGACGCCAGAAAGUACGGGGUCAACGACGGAGCAGCCGACACAAGCACAGAGCGGCGGAGGCGGCAGCCAGACGACAGGAGGCGGCGCCAGUGGAGGAGGCACAGCGUCCGGAGGCAGCACGGCCAACAGUGGAGCCACCAGCGGUGGAAACGGAGGCAGCAGUGCUGGGGGCGGCAGUCGGGUGUCACAAGGCAGCGACUCGUCCGACAGUCCGGCCUCCUACGCCCCCCAACGGCCUCCGGGCGCCACCCCCACCUCUGCACCCGAAGACAAUAAGCAGCAGUGGAACUACUCAGGACUCGACCUCAUCAAUUCCGGCGCUGCCUUUUGGCAAAACUACUCUGAGUCACUUGCCCAAGAGCUCGAACUGGAAAGGAAAUCGAGACAACAGCAACAUGCUGAACGGGAUGUCAAGUCACCACUACAAGAGUCACGAGCUGGUUACUACAAGAACUCAGUGCUAUUCAGCAGUGCCACCUAGACCUGUCCGCUUCCUGGCGACAGGAUGGAGUGGCGACAAGCUACUCAUUACAAAUAAAUCAGCUGAGUGGCCUUCUCAGCCAAAUGGAUCUCAAUGGUACACUACCGCAUUCUAAUAUUCUACUAGUAGAACACGGCUCUACUUGGUCUAUUCAUUAAAUAGAGUGUAAUUAAAUGAAAAAUAGUAAAACAAAAAACACCAGUGACGACCGGCCAAGUGUAUAGAUUAAAUCGAACAGUGAGUGAUUGAUUCAUGAGUAGAAAUCAUAGAUUUCUAUGUGACAUUUGUACAGAACUUUGCCCAUCACAUCAUCGAAGAGUGAUCAAGAGACUCAAUAUCCUGCCGGUGAGUGUGACUGUGCGAAAAAUACCCGUCGAUAUUAUUCAUGAGAACUCACGAUAACGACGAAACAUUAGUCUCGCUGAAUAGCUAGUUGCUGAUUAUGUAAGUAAGAAAUUGAAUAUAGCGUUAUACUGUUAUCUCCCGUCCUAAGCGAUUAAUUACUAUAAUUAGUCAUCAUCCUCUAUUAUUGUAUAUUUUAAGUGACAUAAAUCGAUUAUUUAGUUAUGACUUGAUUUGUUCAAGUUGAACAUGAGAGAAAGCGUAUUUAUCAAAAAACGUGCUACAAAAGUUAUCAUCACAUUUCUCUAAUGAGAUAAUUGUCAAUAGAUAAAGCUUCAAAUAAUUCCAUUGAUGAAGCUUUGUGGAUUUUUCGCAAAACGAAUGAGAAUAGUAUGUAUAAAAUCACUCCUCCCGAUGAAUGUUCAGAUUGAAAAUAUUUGUAUGAGGGUAGUGCUACUUCCAAAAUUAGGUGGAUGACUGAUUGCAGAUCAUUCUCGAUUUUCAUUUUUUUACAACUCUGUAAAUAUUCAAAUAUCAGUCAAAAAACUAAUCAUUACCGAAUUCACCCCACCACCUCUUAAAAUAUUAUCUGAAAUGUCAAUAUAUUCAUCUAUAUUCAUUAGUUCGUUUGUUCUGUUGAUAAAUGCCAUAAAAUUUUGGGAGAACAAUAUUCUUCUUGUUGAUCCUUAGUUUCAAUAAAUUUGAAUAGAAUAAUGCAUAUUCGAGUUAGCGGUAAACCAAUAUUUUGAUUUAUUGUUGUGAUAAUAUCAUAAAAAAGUAUUAAACACCCGUUAGAUGACGACAGAAACAGAGCUUCCUUGAAGUGAGCAAUAUCUGGGAAUAAUCCACGCGACAUUAUGCAUUUCCUAGACCCCCCCUCCUUGUGAUUAUUUUUAUCCCCUUUGAAUGGUAGGCGCAUCAGGGAGAGCAUAACACGUACUUGGUAAGUUUUUUACAUGCGACUAGUCUGUUGGAAAACAACCAGUAUGGCCUGCAUCAAAGCUGAAAAGGACAUUUGUUCUCACACAUUGUUGCCACAUUUGUUGUGUGUAUGCACGCGUUCGCCAAGAAAGAAAAUCAUAAUUGUAUGUGCAAGGAUGGACAUGUCAUAUGGACCAAUAGCGUGUCAGCUACGAUCAAUGAUCAUGGUCCAGUGCACAAGUCCAUAGCCAUCAUUACAAAGCCUACGCAUGGUCACCCCUCACCUCUCAUUGAUCACUGAUCAACCACGGAAUGACUGCUCGACAAUGCAGGUCGUUUAUGGAGCACACAAGUUGCAUGUGGAGCACACAUCUUCUAACACCUAUGUACGUAACCUGAGUGGACAUCUAUUUUCCAUAUUCGCAAUGAGUUUGUAGUCUAGUAGACUCUCUAGGCACAACUCAACUGUCUUUGAGAGACAGAAAUCAAUUUUGAAUAUUAUUUAUCGUAAUGGAAAAAAAUAAAUUUAUUGUCAAAAAUAUAAAACAUUACCAUGUAUAAACAUUUCUUCAAAAAUGAAUGAGUACCGCAGCUGUAUAUAAGAAAUGAAAUAUUAUAGUCAUGAACAUUCCAAGAAUUGAUUGAGAAAUAAUGUUAAGUGCUGGAAACACUUGACGCAUUAUGAUGAUUCAUAAUGGAAUACUAUUUUUGAUAUUUUCGCUUUCUCUCUUCAUCUCUCCUAUAAUUUUAGUUUUCAAACAGAAUAGUGUUCUAAAAUCACAUGAUAUACCUUUCUUGAUAUGAAUAGUAUUUUUCUGUGGAUUUAACAAUGUUUUCCUAUAAUUAUACUUAAAUUCUCAAAUUUAAAAAAUUAUUAUUGCAAGAAAAUGGAUGAUGGUGUAGUACAAAUGUACUUAAAAUUUUCGUGAUAAUUGUAAACAGUAUCGUUUUUAAGCCUAGUUGAAAAAUUGGUGAGAGUGGAUUUGAUGUAUUGAGAUACUCAAUUAUAGAGCAAGUGUUUUAGAGGAAACUUCAUUAGAUAGUAUGAUCUGGUGUGAUGUUUUAUUAUUUGAAUUGGAAUGUGAACAAUAAAAUUGUUAAUGUUUUAUUUCAAUAUUUACCAUAACUUAUCAAUAUUUAAACUGAUAGCUCACGAUCCUUUAUUGAAAUACCUUCUAAAUUCUGAAUGGAAUUUUUAACUUUGAGUGCUAUCUAAUGAGAAAUUUUGUUUAAGAUAAUUGAAAUAACGCUUCUCUCCAUUCAAAUAAUAAGUUGAGAAUAUGAUGUCUCAUCGAAAACGACAAUGAGAUUGUCUUUCAUUAUAUCUAUAUGGAGCAACCAUAAAUAAUGUGAAAUUUUGAAUAACUUAUCAGAGAAGUAUUAUUUAAACCCAACAAGUAUUAUGUGAAUUGUUAAGUUCCUCUCAAAUGAAACAGUGCUCUGUUAUGAGUUUUCAAAGUCUGAUGAAACUUGCUUUUUCUCUUGAGUUCCUACGUAUUCAUCGACAAGUUUUGCGUUUUGAAAAUUCGUUACAUUUUUGGGAAACAUUUCGGUAAUCACUAUCCCAUUGAAACUGCAUUGUCAUUUCAAAAAAGUUAUCAGUUGAAAUUACUCAGGCCAACAAGAAAGUAGAUGAAUGAAAAUUAUUGUUGAAAGUUCCACUUGUCAAUUUUUAAAAUAGAUAUUGUUAUGUAAUUGAUGUGGAUGAAAUUCUAGUUUCAUUGAAUGAACUAUUUUUCAGAUUCAUAUAGUUAAUGAGAAAAGUCAUACUUUUAAGGCUGUUAAUAUAUAAGUAUUUAUUAUUAGUCUAUUAUACGUUCAAUCAUUAUAAUUAUUCUUCUUAUCGCGAUGUAUUAUGGUUAUCUUACUUAUUAUCAUCAUCAAAAAUACUACUCUGAAUAUAUUUUGAUAAUAUGUGAUCUGGAACAUCUCUGUAUGAAGUACAAGCAUCAUCUCUGCGUUUCUAAAGUAUUUUAUUUUGAUUGAGAUUUGAAAAUUCUUUACAGGUCAACUGAGUUCUAUCUUUAAAUGCUACACAAAGUUUAUUCCAUUCUAUUUUGGUUACAAAUACACAUUCUAGCUGUUUAUAUAGGAUAGCAUCAAUAUAAGAAGAUUGAAUUUGUUUACUAUGGUACUUUAGAAAAUGUUUUGUUUACUAUUGAAUUCAAUCUUAUUUUAUAACUCAACUGACUUCUACAAAAUGUGAAACCAUUUCAUUUUAAAAACAAUAAUUCUAACGUACAAUCAAGUUCAACCUGUUAUUUGUACUGAAUAUAUUAUAAAAGCCUAAAAUAAACGUUGUGAUUAUUCAUUUGGUGUUUGUUUGAGAACGGAAAUAAUGAAAGUUAGUUGAAAGAUUAUUCUUCUGAAGAACGACUAUUUCAAAGUGGUUCACAAUAAUAAAGUCAACUAGGCCUCUGUAUUUUAAAUGUAUAAUAUUUAUUUCCUUUGUCAAUUCACCACAAGCUGGUUUACUUCAUGAUACAUGAGCUGGCACUUGUUGGUCACUUCAUUGGAUCUGGAUUUUAAUAAUAUUCUUGCCUAAAAUAUUGCUAAAGGCCUCUUUAAUUAUUUGAAUGGGUUGAGUCAAGAAGCCUAAAUACUUGAGAAUGCGUUUGAACUGAAACUUUGGUUGGCUUUUCGAUUUUUUUGCUCAUUAUACAGGCCAUGAGUGCUAGAGAAGUACAAAUAACAGGUUCUCAGUUGAUGAACUCUUCCAUUAUUUAUAGAUCCUUGAAUUCCAUUGUAAAAAAUUGAUAAUGAUGAGUGAGAAGCUCUAUCCAUUCAUCUGCAUGAAUAACUUAACCAAAGUUGUAUAUGUUUCUUUUUCUAAAGCAUAGUGACCUGUAUGAAUAAAUGCCAGUUAUUUGUAAAUAGCACAGCAGUUGAAACAUUAUAUUAUGCCACAUUGUGUAGAGCUACUAAGUAGGUGGUUAAUCCAAAUCUGUGUUUUUCGAAAAAAAUAUAUGAUGAAAAAACAUUUUUUCCACUGUGUAUUAAUACAAAUCUAGCUCUGUAAAAUGUAAUAAUGUAUUAAACUUAAUUUUAUGUCA